Messenger RNA from Camelina sativa (false flax), 456 nucleotides. NCBI's taxonomy places the organism in Eukaryota, Viridiplantae, Streptophyta, Magnoliopsida, Brassicales, Brassicaceae. The record is from RefSeq and is a predicted model, not a curated record.
AUGGCCUCUUCAACAAAUCAAAUUUUCAUUUCCGUGCUAUUCUUAUUUCUUUUUGUUCUCAAAACGUCGGCAUCAUUAGAAAACCAUUCGUCCACCGAUGGACUUUUACCAUUUUCAGCUAAACAUGUUACUAUUGUUAACAAAUUGGUCUCACAUGCAAUGUUGAUUUUGCAUUGUAGAAACAAAGGGGAUGAUUUAGGAGUAAUAAGACUCAACUGGAAAGAUAGUUUUGAUUUCAGGUUUCGUGUCAAUCUCCGUAAAACAACAACGUAUACAUGCAGUUUCGAGUGGCCCAACAGCACAACUACGUUUGAUAUUUUUAGAGCAGAUAGAGAUGACAAUCCAAAAGGUGUAUCUGGAGUCUGCCAAGAAUGUAUUUGGUAUAUUACCGAGGCAGGUCCAUGUCGUAUUAGACGUGAUGGCGGCCUGCCUCAGUGUUUUCCAUGGGCUUCUUAG